Penicillium subrubescens is the source of this 887-nucleotide messenger RNA. RefSeq names its product copper transporter family protein. The transcript is spliced from 2 exons. Gene Ontology annotation, cellular component: plasma membrane. The coding region runs from base 207 to 785 and encodes 192 amino acids. The record is from RefSeq and is a predicted model, not a curated record. Gene Ontology annotation, biological process: copper ion transmembrane transport; intracellular copper ion homeostasis. Lineage: Eukaryota; Fungi; Ascomycota; Eurotiomycetes; Eurotiales; Aspergillaceae. Gene Ontology annotation, molecular function: copper ion transmembrane transporter activity.
AUCGUUUGGUGUUCGGGUUUUGUCUUCAUUUCACAUAUUUAAAACUUCUUCCAGCUCCUAACCGAGACUUCUUGAAGCUUCGUAUAGCGAGUUUUGCUUUUUGAUACCCAGUAGAUAGCCAGAAACUCUGCCUAUCCCAUUUCCAUCUCCUGUCCUCGACCCUUCGGCUUUUUCAAAUCAAAAUAGAUUCACCGAUAUAACUCACCAUGAUGGACAUGUCCCAUAUGACCACCACAGCCACGGGCACCUCAAUGUCCAUGGCAACCUCCUCAUCCAGCUCAAUGGACAUGUCCUCCUCCUCGAUGAUGUACAUGUCCGACAUGGCCAUGACAUUCUUCACCUCGUUCAAAACCCCCCUCUACUCGAUUUCCUGGACACCCUCCUCUCAAGGCCAAUACGCCGGUACUUGCAUUUUCCUCAUCGUUCUCGCCGUUCUCCUCCGCGUACUCGUCGCUCUCCGGCCUAUCCUGGAAGGACGUGUGUGGACUGAUAGCGUGCGGCAUAGCAUGUUAGAUGAGAAUCUUCCGGAUGAAGCGAAGACGAAGCGCGUGUCGGGUGUGCAAUUGAGUAUACAGGAGCUUGGACGGCGCUGGUCGCGCUGGCGUGUGAAUCCGGCGGCGGGUCGGGCAACGUAUGAAUUGGUUGUUUCGGGGAUUGCGUAUUUACUGAUGCUGGCGGUGAUGACGAUGAAUGUGGGCUAUUUCAUGUCUGUUCUGGGUGGGAUCUGGCUGGGGACUUUUAUUAUGGGAGGAGUUGCCUCGGAGAGCUCCAUGCUGCACUGUUGAUAUGUCUGGUGUGAUAUACAUGCAAUACGCCCAUACCCGUACCCGGCCUCAUAUAGGUCCAUUCUCUCUCAUAAAAAGCGACAAAUGAUAUUACAAUCCAAG